Molecule: messenger RNA, 1179 nt
Organism: Liolophura sinensis
Lineage: Eukaryota; Metazoa; Mollusca; Polyplacophora; Chitonida; Chitonidae
Product: G-protein coupled receptor dmsr-1-like
Exons: 3
Coding region: 1-1176 (391 amino acids)
Biological process (GO): G protein-coupled receptor signaling pathway
Cellular component (GO): plasma membrane
Molecular function (GO): G protein-coupled peptide receptor activity
Source: RefSeq, a predicted model, not a curated record
AUGGCAAGCUCAGCUGACCAGUCUGACACCGACAGCCCAUGGCUAAAACCCCGUCCAGACUAUCCAACAUCGUUCAACUUUUGUUUACUCAACAGCAAGUUGAAUGCUGUUGAGCCCCGGUCUCCCGACUUUGAGGCGGACGCUCUAGUCAAUAGGCCACCGAAGCAGUUUCCUUGUUUUGUAAUCCUCUGCAGUAACUACAUCAGUCUUGUCGUCUGCUUCUUUGGAAUCAUAACCAACAUAAUCAACAUCCUCAUUUUAACUCGGAAAGAGCUCAGGUCUUCAAUCAACUGCGUUCUCACUGGAAUUGCCAUUUCAGACUUGUGUCUCAUGGUAUGUUAUGUGCCCUUUGUCAUCCAUUUUUACAUUAAGUCUGACUUGACGCCGUCUCCCCAGAAAUAUUCUCUAGGGUGGACACAGUUUCUGAUGUUCCACAGUAACUUUACGGCUGUAUUGCACACGGCCUCGAUUUGGUUGGCAGUGUAUCUGGCCGCGUACAGGUACUACUACCUGAGGUCGCCCUCUCCACGGAACAAAUGUUUCAAAUUCCGGUCCACAUGCCUGGUUAUUCCUGCCACUGUUAUAAUGUCUGCGGUUAUCAUGUGUCCUAAUUACAUCCUAACGCAAGUGGAGCAAAGAGAGAUCUCCCCGAACCAAACCCUUUAUCGCUUAAAAGAUAUGGGCAUCGGCACAAGUAAUCCAAAUCCAAUUGCACUGGCCAUGUUUUGGAUAUAUGGAACUGCAGGAAAAAUAAUCCCGUCUGUUUUAAUCGCAGUAUUCGGCGGUAUGCUGUUUAACACAUUGGUUGACGUAAAACAACGCGCAGACAGUCUGAAGACGUCAAUGGGCGGACAGAGGACCCGCCAGCAUCACCGGACCACCCUGAUGCUGCUUAUUAUUAUCGUCAUGUAUCUCAUCACAGAGCUGCCCCAGGGCAUAAUGGUUCUUAUCAGCUGUUAUACGGAAGGAUUUUUCCAGAACGUUUAUAUGCCGCUCGGAGAUAUAAUGGACAUCAUCGCUCUCGUCAAUAAUUCCGUCAAUUUCAUCCUCUAUUGCUCUAUGAGCCAAAAGUUUAGGAAGUCGUUUCUAGAAAUGAUGCCAAAGCAUGACGUAAAAGGCUACACACAGGAGCUGGAAUUGAUUACACAGACAGGCACCCGGAUGCAUACGGUGUAGGCU